GGAGGCUCCCUCUCUCUCCUCCUCUUCAACGUUGUUACUAUUAUUUUAAAGUCAUCAUCGCCCUAUUGCAAAAGGGGACAUUUGAUCCGGAAAGGGGGAAAUAAUAAUAAUAGGAAGACAUGCCGGAGGUCAUCACGGUGCAGGAAUUUAUCAGCGAGACCCUGGAGGACCACAGCUCGCCGACGACCUCCUCGUUUACCACCAAAAUGGGGAACUGCAGGAACGCGGUGACUGCCUUGGAGGAGACUUUAGACAAGGACAGGUCUGUACUCCAGAAAAUGAAGAAGGCAGUCAAAAUGAGAUAUACCUCAGGUCAAGAAGACAUUACCCUUCAAGAAACAUUUGUUAAUGAGCUGGACAAACUUGUAGCUAAUUUCCAAAGUAAUGAGGAGAUGGUCCUGGCCGAAGCUUUCAGUAAACUUGCAGAGUACUCUCGAGAGCUGCUGACACCGAUGAAGAACCUGUUGCAGAGUGCGAAUCAUAUUGUAUUCUUCCUGAACUCACUACUGAGAGGAGAACUGAAAGGAGUCAAAGGGGAUAUAAAGAAACCCUUUGACAAAGCUUGGAAAGAUUAUGAAGGCAAAUUUACUAAAAUUGAAAAAGAGAAGAGAGAACUUGCAAAGCAGUAUGGAAUGGUACGAGUUGAAGUAACUGGAGGUGAAAUAGCAGAGGAAAUGGAAAAAGAGCGGAGGAUGUUUCAGCUACAGAUGUGUGAGUAUCUAAUAAAAGUGAAUGAGAUAAAGACGAAGAAAGGAGUGGAUUUACUACAGAACUUCACCAACUAUUGCCAUGCACAGUUCAUUUUCUUUCAAGAAGGCUUGAAAACAGCUGAAAAGAUUAGGCAUUACAUUGAAUUGAUUGCCACAGAUUUACAGAAUAUUAAACAGAACCAGGAAGAGGAAAAGAAGCAGCUGUGUAGUCUUCGAGAUCAGCUCAAGCCAGCUCUGCAGUUAGACCAGAAGGAGGAUUCUGUGAACCGCCAGUCUGUUUAUAGUAUGCAUCAACUUCAGGGAAAUAAGCAGUUCGGUACUGAAAAAGUAGGAAUCCUGUACAAGAAAAGUGAUGGGCUAAGGAAAGUUUGGCAGAAGAGGAAAUGCAUCAUAAAGAACUGUUACCUCACCAUAUCGCAUGGAACACCAAAUCGACAGCCAGCGAAGCUCAACCUCCUGACAUGUCAAGUGAAGCCAAGUUUAGAAGAUAAAAAAUGUUUUGACCUCAUUUCACAUAACCGCACUUAUCAUUUCCUGGCAGAUGAUGAGCUGGACUGUAUGGCGUGGAUUUCUGUUUUAACGAACUGCAAGCAAGAAGCUCUAAAUAUGGCUUUCCAUGAAGAGCACAAUAGUGCAGAGAGUAGUAUUGAAGACCUAACCAAAGCCAUCAUUGAAGAUAUUCAGCAUACGCCUGGGAAUAGUGAGUGCUGUGAUUGUGGAGCACCAGAUCCAACUUGGCUUUCUACCAAUCUCGGAAUCCUGAUUUGUAUAGAAUGUUCUGGAAUUCAUCGGGAGAUGGGUGUGCAUUGCUCUCGAAUACAAUCUCUCUCACUGGACAAGCUGGGAACCUCGGAACUCCUGUUGGCCAAGAAUGUCGGAAAUACAAAGUUUAAUGAACUUUUGGAGGCCAGUCUUCCAAGUUUAUCACUAAAGCCAAGUACAGACAGUCCCAUGGCAAUACGGAAAGAUUACAUUGUUUCAAAGUAUGUAGAUCGUCAAUAUGUGAAACAGAGCACUGGCACCCCUGUGACAAAGCUGAAUAAUUUGUACAUUGCUGUGAAAGGCAAGGAUAUAUUUGCACUGAUACAGGCCUAUGCAGAAAAAGUCAACCUCAAUGAAUCACUGCCAUUGUUUGAUCAGGAACCUGGAGAGACCGCCCUUCAUCUCGCUAUACUGCAUGCCGAUCGCACCUCCCUGCAUAUUGUGGAUUUUCUUAUUCAAAACUGUGGGAACCUCAGCAAGCAGACGGCGAAAGGAAAUACAGCCAUUCAUUAUUCCUGCCAAUUCAAUAAAACAGAAUGCCUCAAACUCCUUCUGAAAGCCAAGGCCAGCACCACUGUUCCAAAUGAAAUUGGAGACACUGCAAUGGACAUUGCCCGAAGACUGAAGCACCAACACUGUGAGGAGUUGUUGACACAGGCAAAAUUAAACCAAUUUAAUCUCCAUACUAAUGUGGAAUAUGAGUGGCGACUGGGAGCGGAAGAUAUAUAUGAGAGUGAUGACGAUCUAGAUGAAAAGCAGGGACCUGUUAAGAAAGAACGCGUUCCUAGGCCAUAUAGCUGUUUCCAGGUUGCCAGUGCUUCCUCUCGGAGCCUAGAAAAACCUAAUCCAGCAGCCACCAGUCGGGACUCAACCUACCUGCCACGAAGGACCAGUCAGCCGCGUACUAUGGAAUUGCAGCUUCCCUCUCCUUCAUCAGAGUGUCCACCUAUUCCUCCCAGAAUCCCCAUCAGAGCUCCAAGUGUUCCGCCGCCUCCACCCCCACCAUUCGCUCCUGCAACAGCAGCUUUUAUCUCUGAAAGACCAUCAAUGAAGAAACGUCCACCCCUACCUCCACUUAUAAUGAAGCAUAAACGCACCCUAUCCGAACCUACACCAGCUAUGCCUCCUAGCCCGCUGAAUCGCAAGCAGCCCUCAUCUGAUUCUACUCCGCCAUCUAGUCCAUCUGCUACUAUGGUGGAUAGAUUUUCACCAAAAUCAAGUAUUGGUUCUCCAAAACUCUCACCUGGUCUUCAUUCUCUCCCAGAGUUACCAGAGACAGCUGUUCCAAAGACAUCAGACAUCUACUCCAUACCCAAAAAAUCCACAAAUACUACAGAUGUCAGUCAGAAGUCACCAUGGUCCACUGGUUCACCAUUAAGACCUCCACUUGCAGAACAAAACAAUGAUACUUAUGCUGUGCCGGGAAACCCAGUACCACUCCCUCGUAAAGCAAAUGUGGCAAAACCUAGAAUCCGUAAAGGAAGAGCCAUUUACAACUGCAUAGCAGAUCAUGCUGACGAACUUACAUUCGAGGAGGGAGAGGUGAUUGUAGUUACUGGAGAGGAAGAUAAGGAGUGGUGGAAUGGAUACAUAGAUGGACAGCCACACAGGAGAGGUCUCUUCCCAGCAUCUUUUAUCCAGUUGCAAACCAGCUAACAACUGCCAUCCCUAAGACAGGGAUGUUAAAGAUGUGUGAUAAGGUCAAUGUUAUUCGCUUCUCCCAAGGUAUUAUCUCCUUGAGAACUUGAAGCGUUUAUCAAUUUAAUGGAAUGGCAUUCUUCGCCUGGAAACCGUCUUUUGUGACCAUGAAGUGUGAGCCAGCAGCCCCUCCUGUGGGAAAAAGUUAUAAUGGUUCUUUGGGCAGUUUGCUGAAAGCCUAACAUGUGGGUCACCUUCAGGAAAGAUCCAAUUUGCUGCUUUAAGGCAGGUGCUUGUUUACUUAGUGUGACAAGAAAUGUGCAUCUUACUGUAACUUGCUAUUAUUUGUUGAUAUACUGUAUGAAAAAUAUUAUUUCAACCCAGUGAAGUAAUUCAGUAAUGUGUUUGAGGAUUCAGAAUGGUCAUCAAACAGCAUUAUUGUAAAUUAACCAAAUAUAUAUGGGGAGAAGCCUAUUCUUGUUAGAAAUGAUUGUGUGAAAAAGUGGUCAAAGACUGACGGGUGUCACGACGACAGGAGCAUCUCUCAUCCUGUCACUGAUCCCCAUUUUGGAAUGUCACUUAUAAGCAAACAAUUGUGACAAUCUAUACUGGCAAGAAGCCACUUGUGUGGCAGGGAACAAAGAAUGUGAGGAAAAUUAUUAAAAAGUAUGUGGAAUUUCAGUUUUUUUUUAAUUAGAAAGUACUUUUUAUAAGUUUCAUGUACAUGUUAAAUAUUUUAACAAGAAAAUCAAUACAUAAGGCAUUCUUUAAAAUAUGGUAAACUUUAAAUUAUCAAAGCCUGAUCAAGCUUGUGUUAAUGUGCAAUAAGUGUGCAUGUAUGAAUGACUGAAGUUCAUAAUAUGGAUUAAGAUUGAAAUUAAAAAAUGUAUUUCAUUGUAAUCUCUGCCCGUCCAACUAAAUGGUACCAGGAGGGAGAAAGGGGUAGGAGCGGGUAUUCAAGCUAAUCCUAAUAUAAAGCAGUGAAAUGCUGCCCAGAUUUUUUCUGGGUGGAUUUAUGUAAGUGACCUUUCUUGGUGGGGCAUGAGCUACUUUUCCACCUGAAAUAGGUAUUUGAGUCUUUCGAAGAGAUAUCAGAAAUUGUAUACAAAACUAAUGAGGGCUACAGAUGGGGUAAAUUCAAGCAGGCAUUUUCCACUGAGGUUAGGUGGACUACAACCAGAGGUCAUGGGUUAGGGGUGGAAGGUGAAAUGUUUAAAGAGAACCUGAGGGGGAACAUCUUGACGUCAGAGGACGAUGAGAGUGUGGAACAAGCUGCCAGCAGAAGUGAUCAAUAUAGGUUCAAUUUCAACAUGUGAGAGACAUUUGGUUAAGUACAUGGAUAGGAAGGGUAUAGAGGGUUAUGAUCCAGGUGUGGGUUCAUGGGACUAGCAGAUUAAUAUUUCAGCAUGGACAAGGUGGGCUGAAGGGCUUGUUUCUGCCUUGUAGUGCUCUAUGGUUCUAUGACUCUAAAUUCAGCAACACCAUCUAAAACUCCAGCAAAGCAAUUGUAACAGCUACUCAGACAAGCCAAUACUACUUAAAGAAUUAAAGACUUAGCAAGGAGGAGUGGGGAGAAGGUUGAUCCUCUGUGAUGCACUCUCUAAUCCAAUAACAAAUCAACACCACUUAGAGACUAAGCAAGACGAGCGGGGGCGGGGGGGGGGGGGGGGGGAGAGAGAGGAGUUGAUCCUGAAUGACAAGAUGUACAAUACAAUAACAAGGUUACAAAGUUGAAUAAUAUGUUCAAUUUUUUAUUAAAAAACUAGCAAAACAAACAAUCUUGAAGCAAUUAGAAGCUAAUGAAACUAAAAUUAGCAAUAUAACCAAAUAAACAGUCUUGGCAUAUUACAAGUACUUAAACUAUUCUCAACGUAAUUGAGUGUAAUAAAGCUAACUUAAGUGGUCAACAAAAAAUAUAUCGCACCCUAACCAGAUGAAUCCCCAAAGACAAAGCAUGAAUACGUAACUAAACUCUUUGCUUCUACCACACCCCAAACCAUGUGACAAACUAAUAAUAAAAGCGAGACUCAAAAUACAACACAGAUAGAAAAUAGAUAUAUGGCUCCUACAGCAAUGAUGAAAGUGAUUUGUACAUUAUUUCACUUGUGUAAAACACACUACUGUAUGUGUCAGUUGGACAGCGAAUGGAUAUUUAUAAAGUAAACAUCCCGCACCUUAUUGGCUCUUUAUUAGCCUUC
Hypanus sabinus (Atlantic stingray) is the source of this 5308-nucleotide messenger RNA. Its product is annotated as un-named sa1614. Gene Ontology annotation, cellular component: cytoplasm. Gene Ontology annotation, biological process: positive regulation of GTPase activity. The transcript has 28 exons. The record is from RefSeq and is a predicted model, not a curated record. NCBI's taxonomy places the organism in Eukaryota, Metazoa, Chordata, Chondrichthyes, Myliobatiformes, Dasyatidae. Gene Ontology annotation, molecular function: GTPase activator activity; protein binding. The coding region runs from base 120 to 3128 and encodes 1002 amino acids.